This is a messenger RNA of Chlorella variabilis, 888 nucleotides long. RefSeq lists its product as hypothetical. The record is from RefSeq and is a predicted model, not a curated record. Gene Ontology annotation, molecular function: methyltransferase activity. Lineage: Eukaryota; Viridiplantae; Chlorophyta; Trebouxiophyceae; Chlorellales; Chlorellaceae. Bases 1 to 888 code for a protein of 295 amino acids. The transcript is spliced from 3 exons.
AUGCUCCUCACCUCAUGCUCCACAGCUUCAUUUUUCCUGCAGUACAUUGUCAGCACACCCAUCGGCAACCUGGAGGAUGUCACGCUGCGUGCGCUGCGUGUGCUGCGCACCGCCAGCCUGGUGCUGGCCGAGGACACGCGACACACGCGCCAGCUGUUCAGCCGGUAUGACAUCCACACACGCCUAGAGUCCUUCCACCAGCACAACGAGCGGCAGAAGGAGGCCAUGGUGCUGCGCCAGUUACAGCAGGGUGCCGCCAUUGCCCUGGUUUGCGACGCGGGCACGCCUGCCAUCAAUGACCCUGGAGCCGACCUGGUGGCGGCGGCAGCAGCAGCAAACGUGCGCGUCAUCCCAGUGCCUGGCCCCUCAGCGGUGCUGGCCGCGGUGGUGGCCUCGGGCCUACCCACACAGCAGUUUCUGUACUGCGGCUUCACAGCGCCCAAGGCGGGUGCGCGACAGAAGCAGUUGUCCAAACUGGCGGGGCAGGAGGCGACGCUCGUCUUCUACGUGUCGCCGCACUCGCUGCUGGCGGCGCUGGAGGAUGCCGUCCAGGUGCUGGGCGCCCACCGCCGUUGUUGCCUGGCCCGGGAGCUGACAAAACGGCACGAGGAGCUUUGGCGCGGCAGCCUGGGGGAGGCGCUGGCGGAGUUCAGCGAGCGGGGUCCACGUGGCGAGUUUGUGCUGCUGAUAGAAGGGUCUGGCAGCGCGGCAGCGGUGCAGGGAGAGGCGGUCAGCGAGGACCAGAUUGUGGAGGCUCUGCGGCAGGCGGUCGCGGCGGGGCAGUCGCCCAGCUCGGCUGCACGAAGCGUAGCAAAAGCGCUGGGGCAGAGUAGGAAGCUGUGCUACUCUCUUUCGCUGGGCUUGCAGGCCAUUGAACCGUCAAGCUAG